GAUUUUUAACAUUCACCUUAUAAAUCUUUACAUAUCCCCCCAUCCAUCAAGUUUACUUCGAACUCUCUCUUCUACUUUCUCCCUGGCAUUAAGCUUUUGUCUGUUCAAACAUGGCGAAGGCGAGAGCUUCUCUUCUGAUAAUCUUCACAUUCACCAUUCUCCCACUCCCUUCAUUUUCCUCCUCAACAGACUCCUUCAUCUACGGCGGCUGCACCCAGCAAAAAUACACCCCUGACUCACCUUACGAGUCAAACGUCAACUCGCUACUCACCUCCCUUGUCAACUCAGCCACCUACUCCUCCUACAACAACUUCACCAUCAUGGGUUCGAACCCCCAAGACGUCGUCUACGGCCUCUACCAGUGCCGCGGCGACCUCUCCAUGCCCGACUGCGCCACCUGCGUCGCCCGCUCCGUCACACAGCUCAGCUCCCUCUGCUCCCGCACCUGCGGCGCCGCCGUCCAGCUCCAAGGCUGCUACGUCAAAUACGACAACGCCACCUUUCUCGGCGUCGAAGACAAGACGGUGGUUUUCAAGAAAUGUGGACCGUCCGUCGGCUACGAUACGGAGACAAUGGGUAAAAGAGACGCCGUUAUGACGGGAAUCGUUAACACCGGUGGGCCCUACCGGGUCGGCGGUUCCGGCGACGUCCAGGGAGUUGCCCAGUGCGUGGGGGACUUGAGCGUGGGGGAGUGUCAGGAUUGCGUGGCGGAUGCGAUCGGACGGCUGAGAAACGAUUGUGGGAUGGCGGUUUACGGUGAUUUGUUUUUAGGCAAGUGUUACGCUAGGUACUCUACGGGUGGGUCCCAUUUCUAUUCCCCCCUGGCCCAUCACGAUAAAUCAACCAACGAUGGUGAGAAAACCUUUGCAAUCAUCAUUGGAUUAUUAGCCGGAGUUGCUCUGCUCAUUAUUUUCCUCGCUUUCCUGGGAAAAGUUUUCCAGAGAAAUGGUAAAUGAAAAGAAAAUUUGACGACCAAAAUGGAGUUGAAACACAAAGCUUCACGAUAUCAACUUUUAAUUUCCUUAAUUUUAUUUUUUGGGUAAUUUAUAUAUAUAUAUAUAUGAUAUUAUAUGUUAAUUAUUCAUGAAAAGGAGAGAUGGGAAAGACGAAAAAGGAGGGAGAAAAAAAGUUGUGAGAUUCCACUCUUCAAAUCUCUCCCACUUUUAACUAUUAAAGUUGUAUGGUGUAAUGUGAAGAA
Messenger RNA from Carica papaya (papaya), 1198 nucleotides. RefSeq names its product plasmodesmata-located protein 7 (gene PDLP7). NCBI's taxonomy places the organism in Eukaryota, Viridiplantae, Streptophyta, Magnoliopsida, Brassicales, Caricaceae. Gene Ontology annotation, cellular component: plasmodesma. The record is from RefSeq and is a predicted model, not a curated record.